AUGGGGGGAGGAAAUCUAUCAACAGAUUCAGACUUCAUUCUCAUGGGGCUCUUCAGCCACUCACGGCCACACCUCAUUCUCUUCUCCCUUGUGGCUGCCACGUUCACCAUGGGCCUUCUGGGCAACACCAUCCUGCUCUUCCUGAUCCAUACAGACUCCCGGCUCCACACACCCAUGUACUUCCUGCUCAGCCAGCUCUCCCUGUUGGACAUUGGCUUUCCAUUGGUCAUUAUCCCCAAGAUGGCGGCCAACUACCUGCAAGGAGAGGGUUCCAUCUCCUUUGGGGGCUGUGCAGCUCAGAUGUUCUCUCUGAUAUUGAUGGGUAUGUCUGAAGAUGUCCUGCUGUCCCUCAUGUCUUAUGACCGCUAUGUUGCCGUGUGCCACCCCCUGCACUAUCCUGUGCUCAUGAGACGUCAGGUGUGCCUGCUCAUGGUGGGCACCUCCUGGUGCUCUGGUGCGCUCGUUGCUUCCAUUCAGACCUCCAUCAUCCUGCACUUCCCCUACUGUGCCUCCCGCACCGUGGACCACUUCUUUUGUGAGGUGCCCGCCCUGCUGAAGCUCUCCUGUGCAGAUACCUCAGCCUACGAGUUGGCGCUAUCCAUCUCGGGGGUGCUGAUUGUGCUGCUGCCCUUGUCACUGAUUGCCACCUCUUACGGCCAUGUGCUGAGGUCUGUUCUGCGCAUGCGCUCAGCGGAAACCCGGCACAAGGCCUUUGCCACCUGCUUUUCUCAUGUCACCGUGGUGGGGCUCUUUUAUGGGGCAGCUGUGUUCAUGUACAUGGUCCCCGGCAUCUACCACAGCCCACGGCAGGACAACGUGGUCUCCCUCUUCUACAGCCUGGUCACCCCCACACUCAACCCUCUCAUCUACAGCCUGAGGAACCGAGAAGUGAGAGCAGCUUUAGUCAAGGUGCUUGGUAGAGCUGGCUUCAGGUCAAAGAGAUGA
Messenger RNA from Choloepus didactylus (southern two-toed sloth), 945 nucleotides. RefSeq names its product olfactory receptor 2Z1-like. NCBI's taxonomy places the organism in Eukaryota, Metazoa, Chordata, Mammalia, Pilosa, Megalonychidae. The record is from RefSeq and is a predicted model, not a curated record. The transcript has a single exon. Bases 1 to 945 code for a protein of 314 amino acids. Gene Ontology annotation, molecular function: olfactory receptor activity; G protein-coupled receptor activity. Gene Ontology annotation, cellular component: membrane. Gene Ontology annotation, biological process: G protein-coupled receptor signaling pathway.